Molecule: messenger RNA, 492 nt
Organism: Cladophialophora bantiana CBS 173.52
Lineage: Eukaryota; Fungi; Ascomycota; Eurotiomycetes; Chaetothyriales; Herpotrichiellaceae
Exons: 1
Coding region: 1-492 (163 amino acids)
Source: RefSeq, a predicted model, not a curated record
AUGGGACAAUAUAGAAACCUUGAACUCCUUGUCAACGUCUUUGAUCAAGCAGGGCUUACUGAAUCCUUCGGCAAGUUCUUCGAGAAACUCAGAAUAUGUCUUCAAGACCCCGUCAUUUGCCAUAGCAAUGUCCCUUACUGGAACCCACACCUUUUGGCUCAAGAUGACAGGGUGGUCAUGACGGUCUCCUUCACAGACGCUUCUGAAACCGAGAGAUUUGUUGCUCCUGCCGACGUAUUUGACCAGCUUCUGCCGAAUGGAAAUAUGCCAGAGGCUGAGUCACCAGCGAAGUUACGGACUCAACUUCUAACACAUCAGAAACAAGCCUUGUACUUCAUGCUUCGGAGCGAGAAAGCGUCUCGAAUUGGCAGGUCACCUCAUCAUGUGUGGAGCGAAUCGACCGUCCUCGGUCAGGAAUUUACCGACACCAUCACCGGCUCCUGUCAGUCGCUGAGACCCAAAGACUUCUAUGGAGGUCUCAUCGCAGAUUAG